Mugil cephalus (flathead mullet) is the source of this 2709-nucleotide messenger RNA. Its product is annotated as tyrosine-protein kinase CSK-like. The transcript is spliced from 13 exons. The record is from RefSeq and is a predicted model, not a curated record. The coding region runs from base 543 to 1898 and encodes 451 amino acids. Lineage: Eukaryota; Metazoa; Chordata; Actinopteri; Mugiliformes; Mugilidae. Gene Ontology annotation, molecular function: ATP binding; protein tyrosine kinase activity; protein binding. Gene Ontology annotation, biological process: protein phosphorylation; adherens junction organization; regulation of Fc receptor mediated stimulatory signaling pathway.
AACUUGAAUGUUUCUGACGGGGAAAAGCAGCAGCGCGGAGUAGACGCACAUCAGACUGAGCUGGCGUUAAGUUAUCGCGGCAAACUUUCUUUUAAGUCACGUUUGCCUGUUUUUAUUUUACUUUUUCAACAAGAAGACAGCUGCGAUCAGUCUUUGUUUAAUGCAUAAUCCUUUGUAAAUAAUGCUGACAGGAGACGCGGCGGUUAUGCCUGGUGUUGCUGAAUUGGACUGCUGAAAGUUUCUGAUCACCUGAGUGAUUUCACUUCUUCCUCAUCGGGACUUUUUUUUUUCUUUUCUUUUUCUUUCUUUUUCUUGGUGGCCCAGCGUCGACUGUAUGCUAUUUAUUACUUGAGUGGGAGUUUGUGUGCUGUCGCUCCGAUGAAAACUGACCCCUGAGAAGUAGCCGAAUCACCUGUUAUCGCCUCAAAUCGCUUGUUUGUUUUGGGACCUGCAAAACAGGUGCUGCAUGUUUGCGUGUGUUCACCAGCUCUAAUGGUAGCAGCUAGAAAACCUCACCUGUGAGAGGAUCGAACCGCCUCACCAUGACAGAGGUCCAGAUUCCAUGGCCGCAGGGCACAGAGUGCGUGGCCAGGUACAACUUCAAAGGGACAUCGGAGCAGGACCUGCCCUUUAACAAAGGAGAUGUGCUGACUAUCAUUGUUGUGACAAAGGAUCCAAACUGGUACAAAGCUAAAAAUGCUUCAGGACGGGAGGGAACUAUUCCGGCCAACUAUGUUCAGAAGAGGGAAGGUGUAAAAACUGGAGGCAAGCUGAGUCUAAUGCCAUGGUUUCAUGGGAAGAUAACUCGGGAUCAGGCAGAGCGCUUGCUAAACCCCCCUGAAACAGGCCUCUUCUUGGUGCGAGAGAGCACCAACUUCCCUGGCGACUACACGCUAUGUGUGAGCUGCGACGGCAAGGUGGAGCACUACCGCAUCAUCUACAAAAACGGCAAGCUCACUAUUGACGAGGAGGUCUUCUUUGAAAACCUCAUGCAGCUGGUAGAGCACUACACCAAAGACGCCGAUGGCUUGUGCACCAGCCUAAUCAAGCCCAAGCUGGAGGAGGGGACGGUGGCCGCUCAGGAUGAGUUUUCCAAGGGUGGCUGGUCGAUGAACAGAAGGGACCUGACGCUGCAGCAGGUUAUUGGAAAAGGGGAAUUUGGAGAUGUCAUGGUGGGAGACUACAGAGGGACUAAAGUAGCCGUGAAGUGCAUAAAAAAUGAUGCUACAGCACAGGCCUUUAUUGCAGAGGCUUCUGUCAUGACGCAACUACGGCACGACAACCUGGUCCAGCUGCUUGGAGUGAUCGUGGAGGAGAACGGGAGUCUGUUUAUAGUUACUGAGUAUAUGGCCAAGGGCUGUUUGGUUGACUACUUACGUUCCAGGGGCCGGACAGUUCUUGGUGGAGAUGCUCUUCUAAAUUUUUCAUUACAUGUCUGUGAAGCCAUGGAGUAUCUGGAGACCAAUAACUUUGUGCACCGAGACUUAGCAGCUCGCAAUGUUCUUGUGUCAGAUGACAACAUUGCCAAAGUCAGUGACUUUGGUUUGACCAAGGAGGCCUCUUCCACUCAGGAUACGGCUAAGCUGCCUGUGAAGUGGACGGCACCAGAAGCUCUCAGAGAAAAGAAAUUUUCCACCAAGUCCGAUGUUUGGAGCUAUGGUAUCCUGCUUUGGGAGAUUUACUCUUUUGGCCGUGUUCCUUACCCAAGAAUUCCAUUAAAAGACGUGGUGCCACGAGUAGAGAAGGGCUACAAAAUGGACUGUCCAGAUGGAUGUCCCGAAGUCGUGUAUAACAUCAUGAAACAAUGCUGGAACCUUGAUCCUGCUGCUCGACCAAGCUUUCAAAUGCUGAAGGAGUGGCUACAGCAUAUCACCCAGGGCAUGGGACGAAAACAAUGAGAAAGAUCUGAGAUCUGACACGAGAGCCCUUUUCCUUUUUCUUCAUUUUGACCACGCGGACCAUAUCCCAGGAUUAAAAACGUCAUUUCGAGUACUGUGUUAAUUGGCAUAGCCCACAACAAAAAGUGUCGGAGUUAACCGUAAUGUAAACCAGUCCAAAUGUGUGCUUCAUGUCAGGUGUUUUAAACUGUGGUGACUCUUUUAAUGUUCUGUUGAGAAGGACCAAAAGAUUCAUCAUGUCUUCCUCGUUCUGUCAUCGAGAGUGAAUGAAUAACUGUCACAAAGUCGAGUCUUUCCUUACAACACAGUUCUGCCUCAUGGCCGUAGUGUCUUGACGUGUUUUCGUACCAUUCACGUCCUUUCUGUUGACAUCCAGACCACUGGCAGCCUUCCAUCAUUUAACGAACUUGUGAACAGUAUCUAAGAUAACUAAGUUAACCGGAUUGAGGAUUACAGGUUUUUUACAUUUUCCAGGUACACCUUUUUGCAUGAAUGUUAGAUUAUUUUGUUUAAAGGAAUAAAUUAAAGUAACUAUAAUUGUGCAGCUUAAAUUUCUAUUGUUAUAUAAAACGUUUUAUGCCUAUUUUUUUGAUCUCUCUGUUAGUCAAAAGGGAAGCACCGGUAUGGCUGUGACAUUCCAUUUGUAGGCAGCAUUUUUGUGUUGUGACUUUUUCCAUCUGAUGGCAUAAAAGGUUCAUUAUGCAGAUUUUUGGAUUUAUUCAAACUAGGUGGAGUUUUUGCGUACGACAAAAAUAGAAUGUUAAUGUGCUGCGCUGGCAUUUCCACAAUAAAUAUACAUUUUUAAAAUGUU